AUGUGUAAAGAUGAAAACAUGGCAAAAACAAUUAUAUUUCAUCUGUUACUGAUAUCGAAGAGUAAAAGGUGUGGGAAUCUGCCAUCCGGUGAAAUUUCUAGAUGUUCGACCAGUAAAAAAUAUUUGAAAUCAUUAUUGGAUCCCAAUACUGCCUACGAUACUGCAUACGAUAUGGAAGAAACUGGAGAUAUCGAUAGUGGAGAUAUUGAUACUGAAAGUAUUCUCUUCAAUGACAAUGAAGAAGUUGAAAAUAUUUGGCUUCGUUGGGGUUCACAAAUUGAUGAAGAAGUCAAAAACGUCGUCAACCAGGAAAAUGCAGAUGAUGAUAAUGCUCAUUUUCUCCCACAAUUUUCUGAAAAGUUAUUGAAAAGUUUGCGAUGGUUUCCAUUGUGGUCCAACAUUUAUCACAGCAAAUUCAAAUCUGCAAGAGUUCCAGCUUCCAGUGCUCCGGUAGAGGGAGAGUUCAACAUUGUAAAGAAUCAUGUUUUCAAAAUGUUUCCGAAGCCUAUCCGACCCGAUGUGUUUGUAGAAAAAUAUUCGGAAUACAUGAAAGGGAAAUGUAAAAUUAUAGAUGCUGAACUUACAGAAAUAAUGGAUGUGGAUGUAGUGACUGGAGAAUAUGAUCCAGAUGAAACAUCGGGGAGGACUUUUGAAGCUAUAAAAGCGAUCCAGGAAGUAGAAGAUUGGGGUGGAUUGGCGACAGCAGUCAAAAGUCGUGGUUCAAGAUACCUUACCAAGAAUUACGAUCUAUUUCAGGCUACAAAUGAAAACAAAAAAUUACAGAAAAUUCCAAUUAUGAAGAAUGGUAAUAUAUCGAGCUUACAAGCAAUAAAAUUCAAGAAAGAAGAAUUCUCUUUUGGCAAUACGUGUGCUUUUGAUAGUUUAUUGCAGAUUUUCCUAGUAGGAGUUUUUGACCACCCCCAACUUAGAGAAGUAUUGCUAAGAUUACAAAAAGAUAUGAAAUUUGCAGAGCUGGUUCUAUACAUUUCGAACAAUGGAAUCAACCAACAUGCAUACAGGUUGAGAGGUGAAAUAUUGAAGGAGAUUUAUAAAGAAUCGACAAAUGUUCUCCUGGAAAAUCAUUAUUUGGUUAACUGCGAAUCAAAUAUAAUCACCGUUGUAACAAAUAUAUUUGGAAAUCUUCCAAGCAUCCAGGAAGCGUCAACAUGUGAUCAAGGCUGUCCUAUAAGGAACAAAAACUUGAGGUUUAUAUGUAUAGAGCCGUUACUUCUUGGAUCAUAUUCAUUCAAAAACCUCCUUACAGAAUAUUUCAUGUUGAAAGGACCACGUGAAUGCCUGAAGGAAGGGUGUUCGGGAACCGAAUACACAAGAAUAAUCAAUACAGGUGACAUAAUUUUCAUCGAACCAAUAGAUUAUGGUGAAGAAACGUCCUCAGUUCUGCUUGAAGAACUAAAAAAAAAUUUCAACAACCCUUUGGAGGAAGAAACUGAGUUUGUAUUUCUGGGAUUAGUUGACUUCAAACAACCACAUUCAUUAACAAGAAGAUCAAAUGAAACAAUCGGUCAUUACACUGCAAUAACAGCAAGACAUACCACUUGGGUUGAAUACAACGAUUUAAGUGAGAAGGAAAGAAGAAUGAAUCAUAGAUACAAGAGCCAUCCUCAUCUUCUGAUAUUUUAUAAGAUAAAGAAAUGA
Messenger RNA from Phaedon cochleariae (mustard beetle), 1656 nucleotides. The record is from the annotation of a GenBank genome assembly. NCBI's taxonomy places the organism in Eukaryota, Metazoa, Arthropoda, Insecta, Coleoptera, Chrysomelidae.